Molecule: messenger RNA, 1558 nt
Organism: Gossypium raimondii (Peruvian cotton)
Lineage: Eukaryota; Viridiplantae; Streptophyta; Magnoliopsida; Malvales; Malvaceae
Product: pyruvate dehydrogenase E1 component subunit beta-1, mitochondrial
Exons: 16
Coding region: 152-1255 (367 amino acids)
Biological process (GO): pyruvate decarboxylation to acetyl-CoA
Molecular function (GO): pyruvate dehydrogenase (acetyl-transferring) activity
Source: RefSeq, a predicted model, not a curated record
AAUAAAAUUUUAUAUUUAUUUUAACGUAGUAGAUGUAGUAGCUGAGCUGAACUCCCCCUUUUCAUUUUCAGCCAUCUCCUUGCCGAUUCAUUCCUAAGAAAAUUUUCAACGUUAUUUCAAAAAGCAGAGAAAAGAACGUUAAGGAGGAAAGAUGUUGGGAAUAGUAAGGCAAAAAAUGUUAGGGCAGUCAUUGCUGAAGAUUCGUCCUGCAAUAUCGGUGUUACGAAGCUACUCAUCAGCAGCAAAACAGAUGACAGUGAGAGAGGCAUUGAACUCUGCUCUUGAUGAGGAAAUGUCAGCUGAUCCGAAAGUCUUUUUAAUGGGUGAAGAGGUUGGAGAAUAUCAGGGUGCAUACAAGAUAUCCAAGGGGCUUUUGGAGAAGUAUGGACCUGAGAGGGUUCUUGAUACUCCAAUUACUGAGGCUGGUUUUGCUGGGAUUGGGGUUGGUGCGGCUUACUAUGGUCUGAAGCCCGUAGUUGAGUUUAUGACAUUUAACUUCUCCAUGCAGGCGAUUGACCACAUUAUUAACUCUGCUGCAAAGUCCAACUACAUGUCUGCUGGCCAGAUGUCUGUACCCAUUGUUUUUAGAGGACCUAACGGUGCUGCUGCUGGUGUAGGUGCCCAACACUCUCAGUGUUAUGCAUCAUGGUAUGCUUCUUGUCCUGGAUUGAAAGUUCUGUCCCCAUACAGUUCUGAAGAUGCUCGUGGACUGCUCAAAGCUGCUAUUAGAGAUCCUGACCCAGUUGUUUUCCUUGAAAAUGAGUUGUUAUAUGGUGAAUCAUUCCCUGUUUCUGAUGAAGUUCUUGACUCCAGCUUUUGUCUUCCAAUUGGGAAAGCUAAGAUAGAGAGAAAAGGGAAGGAUGUGACUAUUACAGCUUUUUCAAAAAUGGUGGGCUAUGCUCUUAAGGCAGCUGAGAUACUUGAAAAGGAGGGAAUUGAUGCUGAGGUUAUAAAUUUGCGUUCUAUUAGGCCGCUAGAUAGAUCAACAAUUAACGCUUCCGUCAGGAAAACCAACAGAUUAAUAACAGUUGAAGAAGGGUUUCCACAGCAUGGUGUUGGUGCUGAAAUCUGUGCAUCAGUUGUGGAGGAGAGUUUUGCUUAUCUUGAUGCCCCAGUUGAGAGAAUUGCUGGAGCUGAUGUUCCCAUGCCAUAUGCAGCAAAUCUUGAGAGGAUGGCUGUGCCACAGGUUGAAGAUAUUGUCCGUGCUGCAAAGCGAGCAUGCUACAGAGCUGUACCAUUGGCUGCUGCUGCAUAAUUGAACCAAUAUAGGAACUAAUGCACGAUUGUUUGCCCUCUCAACUGUUUUGGGAAGGAGCCGUUUCAUUUAAUAACUGAGACAUUGUUCGAAAGGCUGGAAAUUUGGUGACUUCAUUUGUCAUGUGAACAUAACCUGUUCAACCCUGCUGAAGCCCAAGGGCUCUGCUACUGUUUUUGAACUCUUGUGUUUCAAUCUUAAGUUUGUUCAGCUGGAUGAUUUUUAAAUGCAUUGAAUUGAUGUUUUGUUUGAGAAUUACUACCAAAGUAGUAAUAAAAUAAUUACCAUUCAGCCUUGGCCUAA